Drosophila hydei is the source of this 1705-nucleotide messenger RNA. RefSeq lists its product as uncharacterized. NCBI's taxonomy places the organism in Eukaryota, Metazoa, Arthropoda, Insecta, Diptera, Drosophilidae. The record is from RefSeq and is a predicted model, not a curated record. Bases 16 to 1701 code for a protein of 561 amino acids. The transcript has 6 exons. Gene Ontology annotation, cellular component: mitochondrial outer membrane. Gene Ontology annotation, biological process: mitophagy by internal vacuole formation; mitochondrial protein catabolic process.
CAGUUUGCCCACGCCAUGUCCAUGGAGCCGAAGUUGUUGAAACAGCUGCUGCUGAAGAACCAUCAGGACGCCAUCUACCAGAACCAGUGCCAGUCUCUGUGCCUGCCCAUGGCGGACAGUCGGGAGCGCAUUCGAGGACCGUCGCGCGAUGGCCGCGAGUUUCUGACCAGCCCGCGUCAGGUGCUGCGCCGUCUGAUGCUGCUGUCGGAGGGGCGCCAAUAUCGCGAGGCGGCGGGCGUGGUGGGUCGCUUGGGUCCCUCGGUGCUGCACUCGGUGAUCGCGGAGCUGCCCAUUGACUUGCUGCUGGAGCAUCUGCCACACAGCGCCUAUUUGCUGGAGUCUUUCUACACGAGGCUGACCACGCUGAACAGCACGCCCAAGCCGGACGUGCCCAGCGAGACCGUGGUGUGGCAGCUCGUGCGUCUCUUUGCCAAUCCACAUGAGUCUGGGCUGCGGCAGCGCUGCUCCAAGCUGAUGCAGGCCUUGGCCCAGUAUGAGCCCGCCCUGCGGCAGGCGCUGCGCGAACGUCGACGCAGCUUCGACAAUGCCGUGCAGGGCUUGGGCGUGCAUGGACUGACCACAGAUGCCUCCGGGCAGCUGAUAUCGUUGCACGUGGCGCUGAAGACGGAGCUGCAGCGGCACGUGGACACCUACAAGAUGGCCAUACACAAGCUGGAGGAGCUGAGCAUGGUCACGAUCAAUCAGGAUCCGGCACACUCCUCCCAUCAGCGCCUGCUGGCCAUCAACUAUGGCGACAUCCAGCAGCGACUGAUCGACAACAAGACCCUGCUGACCAUGCUGGACAAGCCGGCGCUGAAGCAGCUCUACACGCUCGUCGAGAAUCUGAGCACGCGCGUCGAGAACGACAAGGAAGUGUUGUCCUGUGUGGGUCAGGUGAAGCGCCUGGAUGCCCAGGCGCACAUCGAGAAGCGCCCUGCCGCCGGCCUGCUGAUGAACUUCUCGCGCGGCUGCGAGGUGGUGCUCCACAUGAUGGGCCCAGAGAGUGUGCCGCCCAGUCCGCUGGCGGCCAACAAAACCACAGCCGCUGGCAGCGCCGGCGGCAGCAGCUGCAGCGAUGGCUACCACUCGGACGACUCGGCCAGCGAGGAUGGCAGCGAAUUGGUGUCACACUAUCGAAAUCUCUACAUCGAGAAUCGAGCAGACGCCCUGGAGGCGUUGGAUAGCUUGCCCCAGCUCAAGCACGUGCACAGUCUGAAGGCCAAGAUACUCUUCUCCAUGAUUGUGCUUUCUUUUCGCCUGUGCCACGGCAUGCGGGAGCGCAAGGUGCUAGAGGUGCGCCGCGUGCUCAACUGCCCGCUGGAUAGCAGCAGCGAGACGACCCUGGCCCUGGACCGCUCGGUGCGCCAUCAUCUGCACGAGACAACCGACAGCUUUCCGCUGGGCGAGAUCGAACGCUCCGUUUUCAACCAGGUGCUGUCCACGCUGCACGAGUAUCCCUGCCUGGAAUCCUGUCCGCCGCUGACGCACUUCGUCAGCGCCUGUGUGCGACUGGCCUGGCGCAUGAUCAACCAGAAGGCGCCCUACUAUCUGGACACUGAUUUCAAUCUGGGCUUUCUGCGCCCCGAGAAGCACGAGCGUCAUCCGCAGUCGGAUCGUCGCUCGGACCUGAUCAAGGCCUUCCUCUGGCCCGCUCUGAUGCAGAACAACCAGUGCGCCUUCAAAGCAGUCGUGGCCACCUAGUUGC